CGCUCACAUUCGUCUUUGUGUUUCCACAGAAGAAGAAAACAAAAUGAGCGGCAGAGGAAAAGGAGGCAAAGGUCUCGGUAAAGGAGGCGCCAAGCGGCACCGUAAAGUUCUCCGCGAUAACAUCCAGGGAAUCACCAAGCCCGCUAUCCGCCGUCUGGCUCGCCGCGGGGGAGUCAAGCGGAUCUCCGGCCUCAUCUACGAGGAGACCCGCGGUGUGCUCAAGGUGUUCCUGGAGAACGUCAUCCGUGACGCCGUCACGUACACCGAGCACGCCAAGAGGAAGACCGUCACCGCCAUGGACGUGGUGUACGCUCUGAAGAGGCAGGGCCGCACUCUGUACGGCUUCGGGGGUUAAACCGACAACUUUGCUCACUGAACCAAACAAAGGCCCUUUUCAGGGCCAAACACUGAUCGGAUCAUGAGCUGAAUUUCUGUCUGAUGCAACCGAAUCUCUCCAUAAGCGACCUAUGAGUGUAAAAAUGUAUCUAUAUUAAUAUUAAUCUGACAAAACAAAGAAUUGUAGCUGCUUGUUCACACAAAAUGUAAAGUUUUGUUUCCACUGAUUUUUCUUACUGAAGGUUUGAGGGUUAAACUGGCAAUACAUGAACUCAUUAGACUAUUCUGCUUUAUCAGUGAAUCCACAGGGAGAUAUUUAAACUGAAAUAUCAAAAGUGAAUUUAAAUGUAAAUGUAUUCUCAUGAAAUGUAGAGGAAGAACUUUACACUAUGUGAUGGAGAGAGACUACAAGUUCAGUCUUGAAAAACGACAGAAUUGUUACAAGUUAGUUUCUUAAGGAAUUUUAAUUUUCAAUUAUAUUUCUUUUGGAAGAACCCUAAAAAAUUCUAUUGAAAGAAUAAAUUAAUCAUAUGCAGA
This is a messenger RNA of Xiphophorus couchianus (Monterrey platyfish), 873 nucleotides long. Its product is annotated as histone H4. Gene Ontology annotation, cellular component: nucleosome. The transcript has a single exon. The record is from RefSeq and is a predicted model, not a curated record. Lineage: Eukaryota; Metazoa; Chordata; Actinopteri; Cyprinodontiformes; Poeciliidae. The coding region runs from base 44 to 355 and encodes 103 amino acids. Gene Ontology annotation, molecular function: protein heterodimerization activity; DNA binding; structural constituent of chromatin.